AUGCCCCUCCCUUCAGAUCUCAUUGCCCCCCCCUUCAGAUCUCAUUGCCCCCCCCUUCAGAUCUCAUUGCCCCCCCCUUCAGAUCUCAUUGCCCCCCCCUUCUCCACAUGCGUUCUACUCUUAGGUGCGGCAACAUCGCCGCUCAUUGUGUUCAUUCCAGGUGCAGACAGAGUAGCAGCGGCGCAUUAUGAGAGGCUCGUGAGGCUGGAGCGCAUGGAGCGGUUGGGCGUUGUUGGGGAGAGAGGCGCAGAAAAGGAGGAGAAGGGGGAUAAGGGGGAUAAGGGGGAGAAAGGGGAGAAGGGAGUGAAGGGGAAGGAGGGAAAGGAGAAAAGUGAGCCGCUGCGGUUGGUGGUGAUUGGCUCUCACACCGUGCCGCCCAAGAAGGACAAGGCGCCAGCAGCGGCAGCAGCCCCCAAGACCACGGACAAGCUCUCUGCUCUCCUCGACCUCUCCUUCUUGGUGAUGUGCACGGCGGGAGUGGAGUGUGCCGACAUCGACAGGCUCUCCAUCGCCUCGCACUCUCUUCCCCAGGAGGGAGCCGAGCGCAUGGUGGGGUGGGCUAUAAGCCACCAGCUGCAGCACAGCCCAUCAAUCGACACACCCCCUGCCUGCCUCCCCCUCUCCCUCUCCAGUAUUCGGCACGGAGUGGUGGUGGUGGAGGGAGCAUCUCAACAGCAGCCAGCCACACAGCGAAAGGCGCUCAAGGACGUGACAUGCGACAAUGACUUUGAGAGGCUGCUACUGGGGGAGGUGAUACCUGCGGAGGAGCUGGGCGUGCGCUUUGAGCACAUCGGUGCUCUGGAGGGCGUGAAGGAGGCUUUAAGGGAGGUGGUCAUGCUGCCGCUGCAGCGACCAGAGCUGUUCCAAACGGGGCAACUCACCAAGCCGGUGAGGGGGCUGCUGCUGUUCGGCCCACCGGGCACGGGCAAGACUAUGCUGGGCAAGGCAGUUGCUACCGAGUCAGGGGCCAACUUUAUCUCGCUCUCCAUGGCCUCCGUGGCCUCCAAGUGGUUUGGAGAGGCAGAGAAGUAUGUGAAGGCCGUGUUCACGCUGGCCAGUAAAAUCGCGCCAUGUGUCAUCUUCGUGGACGAGGUUGACAGCAUGUUGGGGCGGCGCGGGGGAGACUCGGAGCACAGUGCGAUGAGGAAGCUCAAGAACGAGUUCAUGGCCGCAUGGGACGGGCUGCGAUCCAAACAGGCGGAGCGCAUUCUCGUGCUCGGUGCCACCAACCGUCCACACGACCUUGAUGACGCCGUUAUCAGACGCUUCCCCAGAAGGCUGUUGGUGGAUCUGCCUGACUGCACCAACCGAGCGAAGAUCCUGGCGGUGAUUCUCAAAGAUGAGCAACUGGACCCCGGCUUCUCCACAGACGAGCUCGCUGCUGCCACCGAUGGCUACUCUGGUAGCGACCUCAAGAAUCUGUGUGUGACAGCAGCGUUCCUGAGAAUAAAGGAGUUUCUGGACAAGGAGAGGAAAGUGAGGGCUGCUUGGGAGGAGAAGGUGAGGGGCGAGGAGAAGGUGAGGGGCGAGGAGAAGGUGAGGAGCGAGGAGAAGGUGAGGGGCGAGGAGAAGGUGAGGGGCGAGGAGAAGGUGAGGGGCGAGGAGAAGGUGAGGGGCGAGGAGAAGGUGAGGGGCGAGGAGAAGGAGAAGGAGGAGGCGGAGAGGAGGAAGGGAGGUGCGGAGGGCAGCAGUGGACGCAGUAGCGCAGCAGCGAGUGGCAGCCGGGAGGGCGAGGCUGGUGCUGCUGACUAUGCCUCUCAAGGCUCGGCUUCCCCUGCCGCUGCACCAUGCCUGCGGCCAAUCAGCAUGGAGGACAUGCGGAAGGCCAUGGAGAAGGUGCGUGCGAGUGUGAGCAGCGAUGCUGCAGCAAUGAUGGAGCUGAUGCAGUGGAACGAACAGUUUGGGGAGGGCGCCUCGCGCAAGAUCACCCCCCUCUCCUACUUCAUGUGA
Molecule: messenger RNA, 1950 nt
Organism: Closterium sp. Yama58-4
Lineage: Eukaryota; Viridiplantae; Streptophyta; Zygnematophyceae; Desmidiales; Closteriaceae
Source: the annotation of a GenBank genome assembly